UCAGUCACAUACAAGUACAACAGUUUUUCCAUAUCAUCAUCACUAUCAAUCCACAACAAAUCCAUUGAAUUAUCAUGCAAAUAAUCAUCUUAAACACAUACAACAGCAAGUAUCAGCAUUUACACCAAGUCAAAAUAUGCCAAAUAAUUUGCCUACGAUUGAUAAUUUUCUAUUACCACUUGGACACAAUCUAUCUACUGAUACUUCUACAACAACAACAGCACAACUGUUAAUGACACUGAUAAAUUUAGCUGGUACAUUACCUCCACAAUCACCCGCAACAAUCAUUCUUUCCAGCUCGUCUUCUGACGAAAACGAACAAACGAUUGUUACACGACGUAGUGCUAUUUCAAGCUCGUCUUCUAUCUUAACCACGAUCACACCUACUUCAACGACAUCAUUAUCGUCCAGUAUAGUCACUGCCGCUACGACGUCAACUGCAAACGAAAUUGAAACAGCUGAAUCUACUGCAAUAGUUAGUUCUUCGAUCAAUGGUAACAUUUCUUCAACAGAAAAAACAAAUACAACUGAACAGCACCAACAACUGAUUGCUACAACGAUAUCCUCGAUAAAUGCUUCGGCUGAAAAUUUAACUGAAACACCAGCUUCCGUAACAAAUAAUUCCAUUUCAGUUGAAGAAUCAUCAGAACAACAGACAAAAAGACCACAAUGUAUGAAGAAUGAAUUAAAAGGUUUCGGUCAAACCCAUAAAUUUCGUCACGGCAUUAGAAAACUACGUUCUCGUGGCGGUCGCCCAUUGGAAAGCAGUAGACCACUACCAAGCAAUGAUACAUCAGUGGCACAACCAGCAAAAAAAUCAAAGAAAAGUAAAUGA
Molecule: messenger RNA, 835 nt
Organism: Didymodactylos carnosus
Lineage: Eukaryota; Metazoa; Rotifera; Eurotatoria; Philodinida; Philodinidae
Source: the annotation of a GenBank genome assembly